Messenger RNA from Tachysurus vachellii, 1224 nucleotides. RefSeq lists its product as uncharacterized. Gene Ontology annotation, molecular function: acrosin binding. NCBI's taxonomy places the organism in Eukaryota, Metazoa, Chordata, Actinopteri, Siluriformes, Bagridae. The transcript is spliced from 10 exons. The record is from RefSeq and is a predicted model, not a curated record. Gene Ontology annotation, cellular component: extracellular matrix. The coding region runs from base 59 to 1198 and encodes 379 amino acids. Gene Ontology annotation, biological process: binding of sperm to zona pellucida; egg coat formation; positive regulation of acrosome reaction.
UGCUGGUCUUAAGUGCUGACAAUGAUUAAAGUAAUUAAGUUCCUAGUCCACUGUUUUGAUGUUACUGGUUGGCAGGAAGAUGAUUUUAACUCAGGUUUUGCUGUUUUGGCUUUUUCUUGCCUCUACGUUUGGGCAGAAAGUGAUCGACUGUUCAGCUAAUGCAGCAGUCACUAUACAGUGGAGGCCGGAGUUAAACUGGGCCCAAAAGCUGGAUCUUUCGAAAGCUCAUCUGGGAAGUUGUCCACCCUCGAGUAUAUCUAUGGAACACGAUAUGCUGCUGUUCUCCGUCUGGCUUCAUGACUGUGGCUUUAAACGACUGGUGAGUGAGGGCAAAGUGACCUACACCAACGUGCUGACUUAUAGCCUGGAUGCUGGACUUUCUCCCAUUACUGAGCUGGUAGAAUGCGUUUAUGACUUCAAUAGCACUGAUCUGGAUAUGGACAACGUGAACAAUGACCGUGUCUUCACUCUGGCGCUGAUGAACAGUGAUUUUAAUGGCCCUGCACCAUCCACCGUGUUCACAAUUGGCACGAAGAUUCACAUCCGGGCCAAAGUGAAACAGCAGGAACUCACAGCUGUACAGAUUUUCCUGCAGCGCUGCAUGCUAGCAAACACUCCAGAUCUCUCUCAGUACAGCCAGCUACAUGUGCUUAUUUCUGAUGCUGGGUGUCUUACAGAAAGUAAAGAAGGAAACGCGACGUUCUUGCCCAGACGGGAACCCUCCGAAAUUCGCCUUUAUAUUCAAGCCUUUAGAUUUGCCUUGGGAGAACAAGUUUUCCUUCAUUGUGACAUGACCACAGGGGAUCUUCAGCACUUUAGUGUUUAUGAGAAAUCCUGCCAAUACUUGCAUGACCAAAGCAGGUGGGAGCUUCUUGAUGAUCCAGCCCAAAGUUAUAUCUGUAGCUGCUGUGAAUCUCUUACUUGCAUGCAUUGGAACAACUUUGAAUCUGGGACAUACACACGGCAGGUUCUUGGGCCUUUUACAAUGGUUGAGUCACGACCUGGUGCUUCGGAUAAGUACACAUUCUGGACAGCAGAACAAGGAUUGGGAGGUGUUCCUGUGUGGCUCGUGGCACUUGCUGUUUGCCUGAUUCUGAUCUUGAUGGCUGCAGCCGUUGCGACGAGCUACUACCUGUGUUUUUGGAGAGGUGGAAGGUUGGGAUACCGACCAAGCCGAGAACUUCUGAAUAAAUAUUAACCUUUUUUGGUUUAAAGAUUGAAAAA